AUGGCCAGUCCGUGGAUCUGGCGGAGUGACGCCGCCGAUGCAGACGUAAGCGAUUGGCUCGACGCGGUUGUCGACGAGCUGCGCCCGCACCAGCGCGACGAGCUGCAGCGCAUCAUGACGCACCAACCAGCCUCGACGCGCCUCAAAGUAUGGGCUUUGGUUGGCUCUAAAGUCGACGCGAGUGGGUACCUCCACGAUGUUUUGCGCGUGCACCACUACCUAGCGCUGCACAUGUCGUCGUCGUCCACCGAGUACGCGACGCUGCUCGCGCUCUACGCCAGCUUUGGCGACGACGACGACCGCCGCAGCAUGGAGUCUCUCUUGACCGAAACGCUGCACUUGAGCUUGAUGGGGCGGGUUCUAUCGCGCCACUCGCUGGCUAAGCAGCGCGUUUUGCUCACCUUUAUGCACGACGCGUUCGCGUGGCGUCCGUUUCUCGACUGGCUCGGCGCCGACCCCCGAGUCGAGCACGCAGUGCGCACGUACCUCGUGUCGUUGCCGGACGACGAUCUCUUCUCGCUCUGGCUGCGGAUCCUCGUGCAUCUCGCACCCAGCGAUCGGCUGCCGUGGCGCAUGUGUUCCAAGGCCACUGCGCGCUGCCGUCGCUCCUCGUCAAUCGGCUCGUGGCACUGA
Messenger RNA from Saprolegnia diclina VS20, 633 nucleotides. RefSeq lists its product as hypothetical. The transcript has 2 exons. Lineage: Eukaryota; Oomycota; Saprolegniomycetes; Saprolegniales; Saprolegniaceae. Bases 1 to 633 code for a protein of 210 amino acids. The record is from RefSeq and is a predicted model, not a curated record.